AUUGAAGGCCUCCCUGUGUCGUGUGGGCGCGAUGAUGCUGGAUCAGCAGGAGCAGCAACCACAGCAGCAUCCCUUCGCGUACAUCUUCGUUGGCCGGCGCACCAUCUACCUCCUCAGCCUCACAGACAUACUCCAGCUGAAAGCCACCUGCACAUGCCUCAGAGGUCUCUUCGGAGCGGCCCAGCUGAGAGAUCGGCUCCGCCACUCUGUCGACUCACAGGCGGGGCUGCGGCGGGUGGUCAACGGGCAGCAAGUGCAGCUGGUGCGGUUCGACGAUGACCAGUUCGGCGUGUGUAAUCUGCUGGCGGCUGUGUGUGUGAUGGAGGAGGGAGAGUGGGUGGAGAUCGGCGAGGUGAUUGAGCUGGCGGGGCAGUGCGGCCACUGUGAGCUGUCUGUCAUCCUCACAGCCGAUGACAUCCACACACACAUCAACAAGACGGUAAGACACACGCAGAGGGGAGGGGAGAGAACAGAGAGGCCUCAUUCCUGUCUGUCUGUGUGUGUGUGUGUGUGUGGUGUAGGCGUAUGGAUCGUUAGCUCGUGUGUUGGCGCAGCUGAUGGUGGUCGGCCGCCACAUAGACUUCGGUUGCUGGGGCCGCCUGCAGACCUUCCGCCGCAAUGGUAGGGUGCUGGCCAUCGAGGACUGGUCCGGCUUCCGGCUGGACGUCGACCCGCCCCUCCCCGCCGGCCAUCUGUAUCAGCAGCAUCGACUAGAGCAUGACCCACCGGUGAAAAACCGCAUCGACCACAUCGACGGCGGAUGGCUGUCGAGCUGGCCGUCCACCGAUGCGUCGGUGUCGUCAUUCGCCAAGCGUGUGAUCCUCGACACCUUCACAUGGACUCCCCAGAUCCCUUGCACAUCGAUACUCCUCAACAGGUGACACACCAAUGGCACCAGUGGGUGCGUGUGUGAUUGUGUGUGUGUGGUUGGUUCAGGCGUGUUGGAGGCGGCCGUCUGAAUGGCCUCCUCACCCAGUCGCCCCACACACCGGUGGCCGGAUGCACCAGCACAUUCAGCUGUGGCGACGGUUAUGUGCGAGUUCUGGUGCUCACCGACAGCAGCCACGACUUCGUCGCGUGGAUUACCAUUGCGGAUCAGGGAAACGACAAUGGUCAGGCCGACAGACAGGCAGCUCUGCUGGUAAAGUGUCAUCAGUGUUUUCUGUGUGUCAUUGUGUGCAGUGAGGGUUAGUGUCGAGACGACCGAAGUUCCUGUGUGCGCGAGUGGUGCUUUCAAGGACCGCUUCCCCGUGACCCCUCAGCUGGCCCGUGUGGCGUUGGGGCGAGUGGCGCCAUACGUCUUCGACGGACAAGUAGCCGAUGACAGCGACGAUGAUAGCGAUGAUGGUACGCACACACAUGGUGGCCAUGGAUGGAUGGCAUUUCUUCUCUGUCUGUCUUUGGCUGUGGUGUAGAUUCCGACGCCCAUGGCGGCGGUUGGGAGGAUAUGGAUGACGACAGCGAGUGAGAGGACAGCCGAGGUACGCAGCCAUACACACGACACACAGGCCUGCACGUCGACCUGCGUCACAUUCUGUGUGUGUGUGUGUGUGUGGUGCCUUCGGCAGGUGACCGCGGCGUAGCUGAGGCGGAGAGCGGCGACUGAUCGAUCCAUCAGUCAGUAGUACUGGUGGUUGAGUGUGUGUGUCUGCCGUCAGGAGGGUAUCUUUGGCUGCUGGCCGUCGUCAGUUAUCUCUGUAGCGGAUCCGUGACUCUGUCGACCAGCUGCUGAUGUGUUAGUUACCGAAUGUCUGGCUUGGCUCUGAUGGUUGCGUGAGUCGGUCUAUGGCUUCGCCUUUUUCUCCUUGGGUCUCUGUUCUCUAUUUAUGGUCCUCCCUCCCUCCGUCUAUAUCUGUGUGUGUCUGUCG
Molecule: messenger RNA, 1868 nt
Organism: Vitrella brassicaformis
Lineage: Eukaryota; Vitrellaceae
Source: the annotation of a GenBank genome assembly